This is a messenger RNA of Clavispora lusitaniae ATCC 42720, 1290 nucleotides long. RefSeq names its product C2H2-type zinc finger protein. Gene Ontology annotation, biological process: regulation of transcription by RNA polymerase II. The record is from RefSeq and is a predicted model, not a curated record. Gene Ontology annotation, cellular component: nucleus. NCBI's taxonomy places the organism in Eukaryota, Fungi, Ascomycota, Pichiomycetes, Serinales, Metschnikowiaceae.
AUGCUUGUUAAAAAGUACCAGUGUACUUUCGAGGGAUGCAACAAAGCAUAUAAUCGGCCAUCCCUCCUACGGCAGCACGAAAGAGUCCACACUAAUGAGCGGCCCUUUGUUUGUGAAGUGGAAGGCUGUGGUAAGACUUUCACCCGGAAAAACCACUUGGAGAUCCAUCAACACUCACACCAGAGUAACGACCAAAAACCGUUCCAUUGCAAGAUCUGCGGGAAGGGAACCAUCUCCCACCCGUUAUUGAGACGACACGAGCUCACGCACACGAAAAAGUACAAGUGUACUUAUGAUGGAUGCUCACAAGCGUUUUAUCAUCACAAAUCGUUGAAACAUCACAUUGACACUGUGCACGAGCAAGUUUACACAUGCGGUAUUUGUAACAGGCAUUUCCAGCGUAAGUCACUUGUCCUUGAACACAAGAUGAAGCACCAUGGCCAGAUGUACUCGCAUCUGUGUCCGGUUCCCGGAUGCUUUGAGAUUUUUAAAACUCCCGCGUUACUACAGCGCCAUGUUGAUGAAGUACAUCCAAAGUUAAAGUGUGAUAUAUGUGGACUCCUCUGUGACAAUAGCAAAGAGCUCAAAGCGCAUGUUCUAACUCAUCCGGAAUCUCAGGCAAUGCAGGCUUUGUUCCAGUGCCAAACAUGCAACACCGCCAAGUUUGUCACCAAGACGGAUUUGAUCAAACAUUAUUGUGACAUGCAUAAUCGAGAAUUCCCUCAAGGCUUCCUUAAUGAAACGGAAGCGGCAAAUGUAGAUGACAUUGUUGACCAAGCAAAUCUGUCUUCUCUUCAGUCAAUACGACGCGAACAUCUGCUUCCCGAAAUUGUUGACGAAGAUGAUACCCCCCAUACGAGGGGUAGACCAAAGGUUGACAAACCUUUAUCUGCUUCACCAUUGCCAGAUGCAGACCAGUCAGUGAUCAAGAUGAUUCUGGGAAACUAUACCAAAACGUAUGUCUGUCCGAAAAAGAACUGUCAACGCAAGUUCACUCGGCGACACGCCUAUAUCAAGCACCUUAAACGACACGAGCAAAUUUUGGAGAAAGCUGAUGAGUAUUUGAAAUCAAUCGGCGCAGACGAAUCCACUUCUGCAAACGAUGAUACUCUGGACCAUUUCUCGGACUUGGAAGAUUUUGAUGUCAUGAGCGAGUUUGCUCAAACUACAGAGGACCAGGGAACAUCCCCCAGUAUGCAACAAGCAGAGCCCACAGAAGCUGAAAUAAAAAAGACAGAACUGGAGUUGGAUGCGCUCAUCUUUGUGGAGCUUCUGGAACUCCAACAAUAA